AUUCAGAAAAUCUAUUUAGUUAAAAAUAUGUGCUAUUUAUAACAAUUUCCAAAAGUGGUAGGGCCGAGAAACCCAAGCUAGCGACGUGUCUAAUGGCGCUGACGGGAGGAUUUCGCGCGCGAUUGUGACGGAUUCGUGGCAUUUUUUACACCAGCUGAUUCAUUCUUUUGCGCGUUUUAAUGCCUUUUGACCAUUAAAUACACACUGUACUAAACAUAAAACGAAUAAAUAAUUAUAUUUUGCUUCUUAAACCACCUUAAAACACCCCUCGAAAAAUUGCCUCCCGCCAAUCUGCAGGGGGCAUGCUUCGUACAUUUUACUCAAAAUACUGUGACUUUACGUUAAAUCUAGUCCAACUGAUCGAUUUAGUGCCUCGAGAAACCUUUUCUGUUCAAUAUAAUUCGUAGGUCUCCGAGAAAUAUGGCCUAAAUCACGGUUGUCAAUUGACAUAACCCUAUUUGCGGUUUCAACAUGACAUGCGACAGUGGAAGCCUGCACCGGCGGAUCUGUACGCGUGAAUAUGGCGCAAGCAGGUUCCUCCUGUGAAGCCAGUGAUAAUCGUGCCAACUUGAAACGUAAGAGAAAUUCUACAGAUGACGAGGAGGAGAACAUCCCACCUAAGAAAGUGGCAGCCAAGGUGGAAGAGGAAUUGAAUUACCAAACCACACUCAAUGUAGUUGUGGAGUCAUCUUCCUGCUCGAGUGAUGAAGAAGGCUCUGAACAGCCCAGUGUGUUCACAGACUUAGAUUAUAAUCCAGACAGUUUUUUAAGCCCACCAAGUAUACCAGAAUUACCAAACUGUGUCCUGAGUCCUUUAGAAAAUGUGGCGAAAGGAGAGUGUACACCACAUUCUAAUAAGAGGCCCAGUUCUAGUAAACCCCGUUGCCCUUCACCUCCAAAGCGCAAGUGCCCUCUACCAGGGUUAUCCUGGGCCGACCCCACAGAUGUAUGGAGAGGCAUGUGUGAAGCUGACGCCAGAUCCAGUUUGAAGAAGAACCCCUAUAUGUUUGAAAAUCAUCCCAAUCUCCAGCUGAGGAUGAGAGCUAUUUUACUGGACUGGCUGAAUGAGGUGUGUGAAGUAUACAAGCUGCACCGGGAGACGUUCCACCUGACGGUGGACUACGUGGACCGGUACCUGACCAACACCGACGACGUGCAUAAGGGCCGCCUGCAGCUCGUCGGUAUAACAUGCCUGUUCAUCGCGGCCAAGACGGAGGAGGUGUACCCGCCGAAGUUGAGCGAGUUCGCGUACGUGACGGACGGCGCCUGCACCGCGGAGGAGAUCCUGCUGGAGGAGCUGCUGAUCCUGAAGCUGCUGUCGUGGAGCAUCACGCCCAUCACCAUCAACAGCUGGCUCAACAUCUACAUGCAGCUGGCGAGCGAAGGUCGGAGCGCGAAGCGGCGGCUGCUGGGCGAGAGCGACGUGGGCGCGAACGCGCUGCGCGGCUACACGUUCGUGUUCCCGCAGUACUCGUCGCUGGAGUUCGCGGAGUGCGGCCAGCUCGUGGACCUGGCCGUGCUGCACGUGGACGUGAACCGCUUCCCGGCCAGCGCCGUGGCCGCCGCCGCCAUGGCGCACUCCUUCGGCAAGGAGCUGGCGCUGCGCGCGUCGGGCUACAGCUGGCAGGCGCUGCGGCCGGCGCACGCGUGGCUGGCGCCCUUCGCGGGCGUGCUGCGCGCGGCGGGCGGCGUGCGUGCGCUGCGCGGCGGCGACGAGCACGUGCACUGCGGCGCCGGCCUGCGCCUCAUCUGCCCCGACCUCAACGUGGACGAGAGCCACUGCAUACAGGCGCACAACGUGUCGCUCGACAUGUUCGACCAAGUGUACCAGCUAUUGCUGGAACAGACGCAGGAGUCCCAGGAUGCCUCGCAGACCUCUGACCACAUCUACCCGCCCACGCCUCCGCAAUCCGACCAGAAGAGCCCCACCGCGCCCACGACCACGCCGUCCACCAGGCACGUUUCACCGCCGCCCAUCAUCGAGUGAACUGGUACAUAUACAUUCUGGUACCUACAAUAGUUAGUGUGGCAACAUUGGUAUUAACCAUGUGGAGUGACGUCAUUAUUGACUUUAGCACUAUAAGUGAGAGAAGAUACCUAAGUAAUGCGUCCUACGUUAUAGUACAAGAUUGUAGAGUUUCGUCACCACUCGUCGUCAAGUGAACUGGUACAUACAAUGUCAUGACCAACAAUGUCUCGUACAUCAAAAGUGGUGAUGGGUUUCAAUGUGUUAGUGUAGUGUUGGUACACUUUACUGUCGACUUUGUAUGUUAGUGUCGUAAUGUUGGUACACUUAAAACUGGUACAUUAUUUUGGUACCAAAGAUGUCGUUUACGUCAAAUGUGAUGUAAGAACUUUCAAUGUGCUAGUGUUGUGUUGGUACACUUACUGUCGACUUUGUAUGUUAGUGUCGUAAAGUUGGUAGACAAUGAACUGGUACAUUCAGUAACAUUAUACUUGUACCAACGAUACGUACGUCAAAUGUGAUGUAAGAACAUUCAAUGUAUUAGUGUGGUAAUGUUGGUACACUUUACUUUCGUAAAGUUGAUAGACAAUGAACUGGUACAUUCAGUACCAUUAUUCUGGUACCAACGAUGUUGCGUACGUCAAAUGUGAUGUAAGACCUUCCAAUAUGUUAUGUCAUCUUGUCGAUUACUAUCGCCACAGCAUAUAUUAAAGAUCCGUGGUAACCUAUAAUCUGGCAGCUCAGAGAUUGCGUUUCUGGCAGCUCGUGAUUGAAUGGGCGAUGUAACUUCGAACAGUCUUUGUAGUGAUGAGACAAAAUCACGAGGCAAUUGUAAUUAGAUAUGUUUGUCCCAUUCAAUCACGACCUGUCAAAAACGCAAUCUCUGAGAGGCCGGACUUUAGCGUCCUACAUCAAAGUUCACGACUGUAGAGGUUGAUCUUGAUAUAAGGACCUCAGACUUGAGGAAGUUAGAUGAAAAUCUGUUAGGAUAAUGUGCUACAGAUGUUCCCAUUACCAGUGGACUGCUCAUGGCAGAGUGUAAAUAUAAAACAUAAUAAGUUGUUACUUGUUUAGUUUAUGGUUUGUACAGACAGUCUAACCAAAUUGGAGGUAAUGAUUUUAAAAAUAAAACAGAGUUUAUAACAUGGAAAUUCCUUUACAAAAACAGCGCAAAAACUUCACAAAUAUAGCAACAUUCAUAAUGGUGUGACUAAAUGAAAAGAAUUCAUCUUUUUACAUUAAUCUGGACUUUGCUAUCAUUCGCACGAGAGCUUUUUUAACGGACGUUAAAAAAGCGUUCAAUUACAAC
Bicyclus anynana (squinting bush brown) is the source of this 3275-nucleotide messenger RNA. It is a transcript of the gene Cyce, whose product is annotated as G1/S-specific cyclin-E. Gene Ontology annotation, molecular function: cyclin-dependent protein serine/threonine kinase regulator activity. The transcript has 9 exons. Gene Ontology annotation, cellular component: cyclin E1-CDK2 complex; nucleus; cytoplasm. NCBI's taxonomy places the organism in Eukaryota, Metazoa, Arthropoda, Insecta, Lepidoptera, Nymphalidae. The coding region runs from base 521 to 1987 and encodes 488 amino acids. Gene Ontology annotation, biological process: regulation of cyclin-dependent protein serine/threonine kinase activity; G1/S transition of mitotic cell cycle. The record is from RefSeq and is a predicted model, not a curated record.